AUGACAGCGGCGGAGCAGCAGGUGGCGAAACUGAUGGAAGAGGACAUGGGCGCCGCUAUGCAGUACCUCCAAGGGAAGGGCCUCUGCCUCAUGCCCAUCUCCCUCGCCUCCGCCAUCUCCGCCGCCACCUGCCACCCCCCCGCCCCCUCCCCCAGCGCCCUCUCCGCCCUUACCGCCCACUCCACAGUCGCCGCCGCCGCCGCUGCCGCCGCCGCCGCCGGCUCCGAACCCUCCUCCUCCUCCAAAGAGGCCGCCUCCGUUUCCAAGCCCUGA
Molecule: messenger RNA, 273 nt
Organism: Spirodela intermedia
Lineage: Eukaryota; Viridiplantae; Streptophyta; Magnoliopsida; Alismatales; Araceae
Source: the annotation of a GenBank genome assembly